This is a messenger RNA of Sphaerulina musiva SO2202, 813 nucleotides long. RefSeq lists its product as uncharacterized. Bases 1 to 813 code for a protein of 270 amino acids. NCBI's taxonomy places the organism in Eukaryota, Fungi, Ascomycota, Dothideomycetes, Mycosphaerellales, Mycosphaerellaceae. The record is from RefSeq and is a predicted model, not a curated record. The transcript has a single exon.
AUGUCUCAACAACAAUAUACAGAGGACUUUACACCACGGCCAAGCAACAACAGAACCAAUACUAAAGAAGUCGAUCAUCAAAGCACUACGGACGAUGAAGUCUCGAGCAGAUUUGAUGCCAUUGAUGCCAUUGAUGAUGAUGAUGGCCACUCCCAAACACAGCUCCAGGGCCCUGGUCCACUCAAGCUCCCAGGGUCGAGCAGACCCCUGACUACACCGAACGCGAAGAAGUCGGUCAAGAAGUAUAAUAAUGAUAAUAAUAAUAACAAUCAUCCUUUCUCCUGGUUCCGCAAGACCAUGCCUGACGCGAUCCGCGACAGGGGAAGCAUUCCGUCAAGCUCUCCCAAGUCGACACGGAGUCCUGGGCGGUUGUUGGAUACGUCGGUCUCGUCGACUUUCUCCUGCAAGAAUAACAAUGCAGUAUCGACUUCUCCGAUGAAGUUCACACGGCAUCAUUAUCGUCCUCUGAGUAGGCAUCACGGCAGACCGAAUCCUGUGGCUGCUACUCCAGAGGAGUCACCAAAGUCGCAAAGGAGGAGUGAGUCGCCUGGUUAUGUGACUGUAGACGACCUGAGCGAAUGGAGAGGUAAGAGACCUGACGCCCAUACGUCCGAAACACAUGCCUCUCCGGGGCAAUUGCAUGUCGCUAGAGAGGUAGACCACCGAGAUGACAGUGCAAGUCUAUCCGGGUCCAGCAAUACGAGCUCAGAUAGCUUUGAACGAGCUACACUUUGCUGGGAAGCAAGUGUUGGACCGAAGAGGUCUGACAGCUGCCCUGGUCAGUCUGUCGUAGACCAGAGACCCACAAAGUGA